CAGUGCCGGUGCCGGAGCGCGGCGGGCAGGGGAGGGCAGGGCAGGGCAGGGUGGCAGCGGCGGACCCCGCAGCCCUCCCCCGGCCAUCCCGGCCCGGCCAUCCCGCCCGGCCCGGCCCCCGGGGAGCUGCCGGGGCGGCGGCGGCAUCACCAUGGGCCGGGCGGGCAGGGUGCUGCGGCUGCUGGCGCUGCUGGAGCUGCCCUGCUGCCUGCUGGAGCUGCUGCUCGGGGAGGCGGCCCGCGGGCAGGAGAUGUACGCGCCCCACUCCAUCCGGCUGGAGGGGGACAUCACCCUGGGCGGCCUCUUCCCUGUGCACGCCAAGGGCUCCCCGGGCUCCCCGGGCUCCCCCUGCGGGGACAUCAAGAAGGAGAACGGCAUCCACAGGCUGGAGGCGAUGCUCUACGCCCUGGACCAGAUCAACAGCGACCCGGACCUGCUGCCCAACGUCACGCUGGGCGCCCGCAUCCUGGACACCUGCUCCCGGGACACCUACGCGCUGGAGCAGUCCCUCACCUUCGUGCAGGCGCUCAUCCAGAAGGACACCUCCGACGUGAGGUGCACCAACGGCGAGCCGCCCGUCUUCGUCAAGCCGGAGAAAGUAGUUGGAGUGAUCGGGGCGUCGGGAAGUUCCGUGUCCAUUAUGGUGGCCAAUAUCCUCCGGCUGUUCCAGAUCCCACAAAUCAGUUAUGCCUCAACUGCACCAGAGUUGAGCGAUGACAGGCGCUAUGAUUUCUUCUCACGGGUGGUUCCUCCAGAUUCCUUCCAAGCACAAGCAAUGGUGGACAUUGUGAAAGCUUUGGGAUGGAAUUAUGUAUCCACUUUGGCAUCUGAAGGGAAUUAUGGAGAAAAAGGAGUCGAGUCCUUCAUGCAAAUUUCCAGAGAGGCAGGCGGGCUCUGCAUCGCCCAGUCCCUGAAGAUCCCCCAGGACCGCAAGGACAAGAGCAUCGACUUCGACAGGAUCAUCCGGCAGCUGCUGGAGACGCCCAACGCCAGGGCCAUCGUCAUCUUCGCCCACGACGAGGACAUCAGGCAGGUCCUGGCGGCGGCCAAGAGGGCAGACCAGGUGGGACACUUCCUCUGGGUGGGCUCGGACACCUGGGGCUCCAAGGUGAGCCCGCUGCUGCAGCAGGAGGACGUGGCCGAGGGAGCCAUCACCAUCCUGCCCAAGAGGGCCACCAUCGAGGGCUUUGACACCUACUUCACCUCCCGCACCCUGGAGAACAACAGGAGGAACGUGUGGUUUGCAGAGUACUGGGAGGAGAACUUCAACUGCAAGCUGACCAUCACGGGCUCCAAGAAGGAGGACACGGACCGUAAAUGCACAGGGCAGGAGCGCAUCGGGAAGGACUCUCACUACGAGCAGGAGGGCAAGGUGCAGUUCGUGAUCGACGCCGUGUACGCCAUGGCCCACGCGCUGCACCACAUGAACCGCGACCUGUGCGCCGACAGCGCGGGGCUGUGCCCCGAGAUGGAGCACGCCGGGGGCAAGCGCCUGCUCAAGUACAUCCGCAGCGUCAACUUCAACGGCAGUGCUGGCACUCCAGUGAUGUUCAACAAGAACGGGGACGCCCCGGGGCGCUACGACAUCUUCCAGUUCCACAGCAGCAACACCAGCACGCCCGGCUACCGCCUGGUGGGACAGUGGACAGAUGACCUGCAGCUCAACGUCGAGGAGAUGCAGUGGGGAGGGGGGGUGCGUUCCGUGCCCCCCUCGGUGUGCAGCCAGCCGUGCCGGCCGGGCGAGAGGAAGAAGAUGGUGAAGGGCAUGCCGUGCUGCUGGCACUGCGAGCUGUGCGACGGCUACCAGUACCAGGCCGACGAGGUCACCUGCCUGCUGUGCUCCUACAACGAGCGGCCCAACGAGAACCGCACCGGCUGCCGCUCCAUCCCCAUCAUCAAGCUGGAGUGGCACUCGCCCUGGGCCGUCAUCCCCGUCUUCCUGGCCAUGCUGGGGAUCAUCGCCACCAUCUUCGUCAUGGCCACCUUCAUCCGCUACAACGACACGCCCAUCGUGCGCGCCUCGGGCCGCGAGCUCAGCUACGUGCUGCUGACGGGCAUCUUCCUCUGCUACAUCAUCACCUUCCUGAUGAUCGCCAAGCCCGACGUGGCCGUGUGCUCCUUCCGCAGGAUCUUCCUGGGGCUGGGCAUGUGCAUCAGCUACGCCGCGCUGCUCACCAAGACCAACCGCAUCUACCGCAUCUUCGAGCAGGGCAAGAAGUCGGUGACGGCGCCGCGGCUCAUCAGCCCCACCUCGCAGCUGGCCAUCACCUCCAGCCUCAUCUCCGUCCAGCUGCUGGGCGUCUUCGUCUGGUUUGCGGUUGACCCACCCAACAUCAUCAUAGAUUAUGAUGAGCAGAAAACUAUGAACCCCGACCAGGCCAGAGGAGUGCUCAAAUGUGACAUUACGGAUCUACAGAUAAUCUGUUCCUUGGGUUAUAGCAUUCUGCUCAUGGUGACGUGCACUGUGUAUGCCAUCAAGACUCGGGGGGUCCCAGAGAAUUUUAAUGAAGCCAAACCCAUUGGAUUCACUAUGUACACUACCUGUAUAGUAUGGCUUGCCUUCAUUCCAAUAUUUUUUGGCACUGCCCAGUCAGCCGAAAAGCUCUACAUCCAGACCACCACGCUCACCAUCUCCAUGAACCUGAGCGCGUCGGUGGCGCUGGGGAUGCUCUACAUGCCCAAGGUUUACAUCAUCAUCUUCCACCCCGAGCUCAACGUGCAGAAGCGCAAGCGCAGCUUCAAGGCGGUGGUGACGGCGGCCACCAUGUCCUCGCGCCUGUCCCACAAGCCCAGCGACCGCCCCAACGGCGAGGCCAAGACGGAGCUGUGCGAGAGCGUGGACCCCAACAGCCCUGCUGCCAAGAAGAAAUACGUCAGCUACAACAACCUGGUGAUCUAGGCCAGCCGCCACGGGCUGGGGCCGCCGCCGCGCCGAGCUCCCCGCGCGGGGCCGGGCACGGGGAGGCGAGAGGAGCCCGGCUCCAGGCGCUCCCAGGAGCUCCUCCAUCGCUGCCAGCGCCGGCCCGGCCUCGGGGGCACCCCGGCCUCGGGAGCGCCCCGGCCUCGGAAGAGCCCCGGCCUCGGGAGAGCCCCGGCCUCGGGAGAGCCCCGGCCUCGGAAGAGCCCCGGCCUCGGGCACGCUCUGGCCUCGGGCACGCUCCAGCCUGGAGCCGCCAGGGCCAGGAGCCGCCGGGGCCCGGAGCCGCCACGGCCGCGCCUCAGGAGCGGCUCCCUGGGCCGGCCGCGCUCGGCCGCUCUGGACUCUAAGGGGCUAAUUCUGUCUUUCUAUGUACUUCCAGACUGCAAGUUUUUCAACUCUCUGUACAGUUUGUGAGGAUUUUUGCAUAUUGCCAUCCAUGUCGUUCCGAGGUCACUGUUUGUUUCUUUGGAUGCACAGUUGCAUCGGGGCCCUGUGCUCUCGGCACUUCUCAAACCAAGCGACAGCCGAGGAUCUGAGACCCGUGUACAUGACUUGUAUUAUUACUCUUGUAUCACUGCAAUCCAUAUACCUUAUUUUUUUUAACGAAAUGAACAAACAAACAAAAAAAAAAAGAA
Prinia subflava (tawny-flanked prinia) is the source of this 3555-nucleotide messenger RNA. It is a transcript of the gene GRM7, whose product is annotated as glutamate metabotropic receptor 7. Bases 152 to 2899 code for a protein of 915 amino acids. The transcript has 10 exons. Gene Ontology annotation, biological process: regulation of synaptic transmission, glutamatergic; G protein-coupled glutamate receptor signaling pathway. NCBI's taxonomy places the organism in Eukaryota, Metazoa, Chordata, Aves, Passeriformes, Cisticolidae. Gene Ontology annotation, cellular component: plasma membrane. Gene Ontology annotation, molecular function: group III metabotropic glutamate receptor activity. The record is from RefSeq and is a predicted model, not a curated record.